This is a messenger RNA of Symbiodinium sp. CCMP2592, 3294 nucleotides long. The record is from the annotation of a GenBank genome assembly. Lineage: Eukaryota; Dinophyceae; Suessiales; Symbiodiniaceae.
AUGUUGGCCAUUGGGCAGCCACGUGACAGUCUUCCUGCGCCAACAGCUGGGCCCAGGCAGCGCGCCGCCAGUAUAACGACUGUGAAGGGUGCUCGAGUUGGCUCCUGCUUCGCGCAAGCUGGUCUCCGCCUACUAGUGCCCUGUGCGCUUGGUUGGCGCCGCAGUGUCCGACGAUGUCAGAUUCAGGCAUUGCCUGGUGAGAUUCGUUUUCAACCCGUUGACACAGGCGGCUGGAGGGAAGCCCUCCGACAUCAGGGCGUAGCAGUUCUCGAAGGAGUUCUGCCACAGGUGGAACUGAAGGCAACUCUGGAAGACAUCUGGUCAUGGUUGGAAGGUGUCGGCAGCGGAGGCUCGGUUUCCAGAUUCGAUACAUCCACUUGGACAAUGGGCGACAGUCGAUGGCCGAAGGACAACAUGUCCACUGGUAUCGUUUGUGUGCGAGGUGCUGGGCAGUCAGCAGGAGCAUGGAGGGUCCGCGGGCAUGCUGCUGUGCAGGCGGCCUUUGCGCGCUUUUGGGACGUGGAGCCCUGCAAGCUGCUGACUUCCAUGGAUGGUUUGAUCCUUUGGCGUCCCUGGCAGCAGAAGCCUUCUAGUGUCCUGGAACCCUGGAAGACGCGAGGCAGCUGGUUGCACGCAGACCAAAAUGUCUACCGACGCCCCGAAUUGCAGGCCAUCCAGGGCCUGCUGACCAUCACUGCAGCUGAUCCCCAGCAGACCGGGGGCUUCGUUUGUGUGCCAGGCAGCCACUUGCCGGAAGCGCAGCAAGAGUUGUGUGACCUGCUGGGCGGCCCACGGCUCCGCAAGCGAGGCGACUUCUUGGCGCUGCCCGAGGGUGCCGCCUUGGGCACCGGCGCAUUGGGUGUGUCUCUGCGGCCCGGGGACCUGCUCCUGUGGGACGCCCGACUGCUCCAUGGGAGCGAGCCAGCUCCGGGUGUGGAAGCUGAAGGACAGGAAGCUCAGCCGACGCCACCCGAACUGCUGCGCGUGGCCGUUCCGGUUUGCAUGGUUCCACGCAGCUUUGCUGAGGAUCAGGAGCAGCUGGCUGCAUGGAGGCAGAAGGCUGUCGCCCAGGGCAUCACAACCAAACAUUGGCCACACAGACAGCGCGUGCAGGGGGAAGCAGCAGGACCCGACUACAUGCCACCGGAGCUCUCCGAUGACAUGCUCCGCGAACGGUAUGUGGUCAGCCACACAGAUCCCGUCCUCUGUCUCCGCUCCAAUCUUACAAGAAGUGUCAUUUUUGACGAGUGGCAGACGAGUGCACACACCAGCAAGGAGUACUCGGAUCAGUGCCACUGCCUGCAUGUCUUACUGUUUCGCUUCAUCCGCAGCUUCCGAAUCGAUUGCCUGAAGAAUGCAGUGAUCGAGUUCAUCAGCAAGGAGAUUGGGUCCAAGUUCGUGGAUCCCCCUACCUUUGACAUCGCGAAGUCCUAUGCCGACUCUGUGAGCACGACGCCCCUGAUUUUCAUCCUCAGCCCGGGCACCGACCCCGUGGCCGAUGUGAUCCGCUUCGCCGAGCAGUUGGGAAUGUCGAAGAAGUUCGAGCCGAUAUCGUUGGGGCAAGGGCAAGGGCCCAAAGCCCAGCGAAUGAUCGACUCGGCGAGGCAGAGCGGAGGCUGGGUGCUGCUUUCCAACUGUCACUUGAUGCAGUCCUGGAUGUCAACACUGGAAGCAAUUGUGGAGCAGCUCGAUCCGGAGACGAUGUCGAACAACUUCCGGCUUUGGCUCACCUCCAUGCCGGCGAAGACAUUCCCGGUUCAGGUUCUGCAGAAUGGUAUCAAGAUGACCAACGAGCCUCCCUCUGGGCUUCGAGCCAAUCUGCUGCGAUCGUACAGCUCGGUCACAGAUCGGCUCUUCGAGGAGUCGGACAAGCCCGGCGUCUUCAAGACGCUAUUGUUCGGCUUUUGCUUCUUCCACGCUGUAGUCCAGGACCGCCGAAAGUUUGGGCCCAUCGGCUGGAACAUUCCCUAUGGCUUCACGCCGGAGGACUUGGCAGUGUGUCGCCAGCAGUUGAUGCUCUUCGUGAACAAGUACAAGGACGUGCCGUACAAAGUUCUCAACUUCCUGGGGGCCCAGAUCAACUACGGUGGACGUGUCACUGAUGACAAAGACAAGCUGCUGAUAUCCACGAUCCUGGCUACAUACAUAUGUCCAGAAGCAGUGAAUGGAAUGGACCAAUACAAGUACUCCGCCAGUGGCCUCUACUAUGCCCCUCCCUCCGAGACGGUUGAGGACUUCAUCGAGUACAUCCGGAGCUUGCCGCUCUACCCGAUGCCCGAAGCCUUUGGCCUUCAUGACAACUGCAACAUCACCUGCGCGCAGGAUGAGGCUUUCAAGCUACUGGUUGGCAUGCAGAGCAUGGUCUCAGCCGGAGGGGGUGGCGGAGACGGCAAGUCUGCGGAUGAUGUCAUGGAUGCAACUGCAGCAUCCAUCCAAGACAAGCUUCCAAAACCCUUCCCGCUGGAUGUUUGCGAGCAGAAAUUCCCCACCAGAUACGAGGAAUCCAUGAACACUGUUGUGAAGCAAGAGUGCCUCCGUUACAACAAGCUACUUACAACCAUGGACAGCUCGCUCAAGGCAUUUCGCAAGGCCAUCAAAGGCCUGAUUGUCAUGACCGCCGAGUUGGAGGAGCUAGGGAAGCAACUCUUCAUUAACGAGGUACCAGAGAUGUGGUCCAAGAAGGGCCCUCUUUCGCUGAAGCCGCUGAGCAGUUGGUUUCCGGACAUUCUGGCGCGGGUGGCCUUCUUCCAGAACUGGAAUGAUUUGGGGCGCACGCCGCCGGUGCACUGGAUCAGCGGAAUCUUCUUCCCUCAGGCUUUCUUCACCGGUGCCAUGCAGAACUACGCCCGGAAGCAUGGCGAAGAGAUCGACCUCUUGUCCUUCUCGCAGAAGGUGAUGGACAACAUUGUCAACCCCAAGCGGGAAUUGAUUGUUGCUCCGGAGGAUGGUGUCUACAUCUACGGCCUCUUCAUGGAAGGCGCACGCUGGGACAACGACACCCACAUGGUCCAGGAGUCCCAGCCGAAAGUGCUCUUCACGGAAUUGCCUUCGCUUUGGUUCCUGCCCGUCAAGGACCGCAAGCCCAACGCGAAAGACUACCGCUGCCCAACCUACAAGGUCCUCUCACGCAAGGGGACGCUGCUCACGACCGGGCACUCGACGAACUUCGUUCUUUACCUCGAACUCCCUACAGAUCAGGCUUCAUGGAUUUGUCACUUAGCCACUCUCUCCCAGCGUUUUGCCGAAUCAACGGUCAGCUUCAGAGCAUACACGUGCAAAGUACAUGGAGAUUAG